Molecule: messenger RNA, 4037 nt
Organism: Phycodurus eques (leafy seadragon)
Lineage: Eukaryota; Metazoa; Chordata; Actinopteri; Syngnathiformes; Syngnathidae
Gene: p2rx3a
Product: purinergic receptor P2X, ligand-gated ion channel, 3a
Exons: 13
Coding region: 89-1312 (407 amino acids)
Biological process (GO): monoatomic cation transmembrane transport; response to ATP
Cellular component (GO): nuclear inner membrane; plasma membrane
Molecular function (GO): ATP binding; extracellularly ATP-gated monoatomic cation channel activity; purinergic nucleotide receptor activity
Source: RefSeq, a predicted model, not a curated record
GGGAGGUCCAGCGAUGGAGUGGCAGAAGAAGAGGGACAACCAUCAGUCAUAUCUUCAAUAAAUCCCAGCUGAGCUCAGCAAGACCACCAUGGUGUGGGGCUGGGUCACGAACUUCUUCACCUACGAGACCACCAAAUCCGUGGUGGUCAAGAGUUGGUUGGUGGGCAUCAUCAACAGGGUCGUGCAAGUCCUGAUCAUCACUUAUUUUGUUGGCUGGGUGUUCAUUCAUGAAAAAGCCUACCAGGUGUCCGACACCGGCAUAGAGUCGUCCAUCAUGACUAAAGUGAAGGGCUUCGGCUACCAUCAAGAUCAGCUCAUGGAUGUGGCGGACUUCAUCUUCCCCCAACAGGGUGCAGCUGUGUUCUGCAUCAUGACCAAACUCAUCAUCACCGAGAAUCAGUUCCAAGGAAAAUGUGCUGAAAAUGGGAAGGGGUAUAGCUGUAACACAGACACCGACUGUGAACAACAUCUUGGUUCCAUCCUUACAAACGGGAGGAUUACAGGUGCUUGUCUUCACGGCGGUGACAUGUCCAAAGGUCAGUGUGAGGUCGAGGGAUGGUGUCCGGUCGAGAACGACAGCAUCGAGAUGGAUCCCAUGGUCGACGUGGAAAACUUCACAAUCUUCAUCAAAAACAGCAUCCGCUUCCCUCUCUUCAACAUCACCAGAGGAAACUUUCCAUCCAACAUGACGUCUGAAGAGAUAAAGAAGUGUAAAUACAACACUGAAACCAACCCCUUCUGCCCCAUCUUUCAAGUGGGCGACAUACUGAAGUACACUGGACAGAAUGUGGCUGGCCUGGCGAAAAAGGGUGGCGAAAUCGGAAUAAACAUUGAGUGGAAGUGUAACCUAGACCUGGACAUUGAGUAUUGCGUACCCAAGUACGCUUUCACCCGACUCGAUGCCCCUUUUGCCAAGAACGCUGUCUCUCAGGGGUUCAACUUCAGGUUUGCCAAAUAUUUUAAGACUCAGAACGGGACCGAAUAUCGGGCACUGCACAAAGCUUUUGCCAUCCGUUUUGAUGUAUUGGUCACCGGCAAGGCAGGAAAGUUUAACACAAUCCCAACUCUGAUCAACCUGGUCGCUGCCUUCACUUCCAUUGGACUCGGUACAGUUCUAUGCGACCUCAUCCUCCUAAACUUCCUAAAAGGCGCAGAGCAGUACAAAGCCAAGAAAUUUGAAGAGGUGUCGGAGGCUCAGAUAGAAGCGUCCCUUGCGCCGAGCCCCAGCAGCCAGAUAUCCAUCAAAGAAGGCAUGAAGAGCUCCUACGACUCUGGAGCCCAUUCUCUGGCCACUGCUGACCAGCCUGUGUGACACAGCCGGGUGUGGGUUUUGCUGUUCCCUCCAAUCAUUAAGCCUUUUCAAGACCGAAGGAUACUGUGGAUUUUGUUCAACGACCUUAAGGAAUUGUGUAAAGAUGGACUGCGCUGCAGAGCGACUUCCUGGAGUAUUUACAGUAUGAUAAGCAAAUCGAGAAGUCAACAUUCAGGAAACGUUCAUGAGUAAUUCAAUAUAUCAAUAUUUUUUAUUUGUUCACUCACAAGAUACAAGCAAAAGAGCAAAAACAUGCACAAAACACAUUUUCACUCAAUGACCAAGUCACCAAUCUUCCAAAAUGUAAUAAACUCAGCUACAAGGUAUUCUACAUUAAAUGUAGCUACUGUUGGAAGUGUUCCUUACCCUUUCCUUACCCUUAUUGAACAACUCUCGCCACAACUUCUCACUGCGUGUUCGUUGCUUUUCCAAUGAAAGAUAACCAAAGAAUGAACUCACAAUCAUUGCAAUUUGAUCCAGAACUCAACAAGAUUACAAGAUCACAGACACGCACGCACACACGGAACUAUUUCUUUAGCGAGAAUAUUUGCCCAAUUCCAACUCUACCGACAAGAGAAAGAUAGCCGAGUAAGAUACUAAAAAUGAAAAAUGUAGCUAAACUACAUGAAAGUCACUUUGGUUGGGUGAACCUGAUCAAAGAAAAGGUACGUUUUAAAAUUUUGUAAUUAUACUAAAGGGAUGUAGACACAUGGGGUACGUUCGGAAAUGCACUCCUAGCGCGCUCCGUACUCUCCUGACUGUUGGGAAACUCAGAGCGUUGUUGGACUGUGUUGUUUGGUGGGUUAUUCAGAGCGCACUCUGGACGCUCGGAUUGGGGAGACAGAGCGUCAGACAGUCAGGCAGAAUGACCAAGCAAGGCGCUUAUUUGUAAAUUCAAAGAAAGCCAGCGCGCGUUGCCUUUCAGAACACUUCGCUCUCAGAAUAGAUUUAGGGCAUCAGAUUGAAUUUUUGAACGGACCCAUUCCCAAAAACAUGUUGCAGGCUGUUGAUGUUUGCGGAGUUGUGAUGACUAGCCCAACAGUGCUCAAAAUAGUCUUCUGUAAUGGAAGUAAUUACAUUUACAGUUCACUGGCACAUUGGCUUGUGAAUUUAAUUCGUUCCGUGAACACGCUCAUCAUGUAAAUUACUCAUAUCUCAAAUGUAUACAAUUUAUACAUUUCCCCAUUGAAAUGAAUGGGAAUGCCAUUAAUCCAUUCCAGCCCUUCCCCAACAAUUAUAAAUAAUAAAUAGAAUUGAACAGGUUCAUGUGGACGACUGGUUAGAGCGUCUGCCUCACAGUUCUGAGGACCGGGGUUCAAUCCCCGGCCCCGCCUGUGUGGAGUUUGCAUGUUCUCCCCGUGCCUGCGUGGGUUUUCUCCGGGCACUCCCACAUCCCAAAAACAUGCAUUCAUUGGAGACUCUAAAUUGCCCGUAGGCAUGAUUGUGAGUGCGAAUAGUUGUUUGUUUCUAUGUGCCCUGCGAUUGGCUGGCAACCAGUUUAGGGUGUACCCCCGCCUCCUGCCCGAUAAUAGCUGGGAGAGGCUCCAGCACACCCGCGACCCUGGUGAGGAGAAGCGGCUCCGAAAAUGGAUGGAUGGAUGGAUGGAUGGAAGGUUCAUGUUGGGCACUUGUAAGUCAAGGUAGAAAUGCAUCAUCUGCCAAUCGCAGGGCCCAUAUCAACAAACAACCAUUUGCACUCUCAGUCACACCUACGGGCAAUUUACAGUCUUCAAUUAAUUACACAGCCUACUAUCAGCUGAAGAACAUAUCCAAAGUGAAUGCUUGCAUGUGCCAAGCAGACCAGGAGAAGCUCAUCCAUGCUUUUAUCUCAAGUCGACUUGGCUAUUAUAAUGGUCUUCUGACUGGACUCCCCCGAAAGAGCAUGAAACAGCUGCAGCUCGGAUUCUGACCAGAACAAAAGAGGUCCACGCAGAUUACUCCAAUUCUAAAGUAUUUACACUGUCUCCCAGUCAGCUUUAGAAUAGAUUUUAGAGUUCUGCUACUGAUGUAUAAAUCACUCAACGGUUUAGGUCCUGAACACAUGAAUGAAAUGCUAAUGUAAUAUAAACCCGGUCGGACUCUGAGAUUGACAGACUCGGGUCGAAUUGUGGAGUCCAAAGCAAACACGGUGAAGCAGCAUUUAGCUAUUAUGCUGCACACAAAUGGAAUAAGUUGCCAACAGAAGUGACGUCAGCCACAAGUGUGCGUGUUUUGAAGUCCAGGUUAGAAACUUCUUUUUUCCCAUGCUUUCUAAAGCAUUUCCACUUUUAAAUGAUAUUUAUUGCACUGUAGGCUGUUUUAAUUGUAUUUUUUAUUUUGUUUCCUCUUUGUUUUAAAUGUUUAUCAGCUGUUUUCUUUUCUUUGUUUUUAAAUGCUUUUAAUCAUGUAAAGCACAUUGAGUUACCUUGUGUAUGAAAUGCGCUAUAUAAAUACAUUUGCUUUGCUUACAGCACAGGCAAGAUUCUUUGAAACGUUGCCAUAGAAUUAAAACAAAAACUACUUUUGCUUAUUUUCUCGAAGAAGAAAAAAAGGAAACAUUAAUAAAUAAUUAAAGCUGUUAUUUCACUGCAAGCGGUUCCGUUUUACAGGAUUUUUACGACAGUUAACGAUGAGCCCACGUAACCUCCAUAAUAUUAUAGUUUCUCUUGUUUGCUUUGCUUACUUGAAGCAUAAUGAGGAGAAAUGUAUCACCCAUACUUGGUCCUCUUCCUGACACAAAAUAACU